GUUUCCGCGUAGACCAUGAGAUCCGGAGCAUCAACGAUGAUCGUUGUGAGGUGACUUUUCGAUGGCCUUGCUUUCGGAUCUGUCUGCUGCUGACGCUGAUGCUCCGCAUUCGAAUGCUGCCCUUCUGGCCUGCAGCUGCCUCGCUGUCCUCGUUUUAUCCAUCUGGGCAGCCUGCCUGCUGCUUGUCAGGGGCAAGGGAUGCCGCCGCAGCUUCAUGCACGCAGCCGAGCGAGUGCUGUUGGUCUUCGCACAUCCCGACGACGAGGUCAUGUUCUUCACGCCAACACUGGCGGAGAUCCAGCGCCUCAAUCAAGGGAGGAGGAGGCGCAACGAAAGCGAGAUGGAGGUGCACUGGCUGUGCCUAUCCACUGGUGGGUCGUUACCACGCAAGAGGUGGAAAAUGCCCCUCACCGUGUGAUCGUGUUGUUGUGUGUGCGUGCGUCGUUCAGGCAACUAUGAUGGCUUGGGAGGUGUGCGUUCCAACGAGCUGAUGCGAUCGGCUGAGUCCUUCGCCGUACCGGCAGACCGUGUGUGCAUCGUCGAUGAGGCGGACCUGCAAGAUGGAUGGGCGGAGUGGCCGACAGAGGCCACCUCUAAUGCCGUAUUCCAGACACUGAUCAAAGUGCGGCCCGACACGGUGAGGCUUCGUGUGUGACGUGACAGACAGCGGAGCCAUGGGUGUGUGUUCUUCCGGCACGGCUCGCUCUUUUUAUGUGAAUGUGCAGAUUCUGACGUUCGAUGAGUGGGGCGUGUCGGGGCAUCCUAAUCAUCGGGCCGUCGGCAAGGCCAUCAAGUAAGCACAGCACAAGAUACACGUGACUCUGCUGUGGAAGCUUCAAGGACUGCUGCUGCUGCUAUUGGUGUGCAGGUCGCUUUAUGAGCGGAUGAACCCCUCGGCGAGGCUGGGUGUCUACCGACUGAUCUCUACGCCCCUCGUCAGGAAGUACAUCGGUAUGGAUACCAAUGCGAUACGCGGAAUGCGUGUUGCCCAAUGCAGUGCACCACAAUCUGCCCUCCUGUGCGCCCUUUCCUGUUUGUUUGCAUGAUCAGGCAUGCUUGACGUGCCGCUUUCGUGGUGUCUCGACAGGCGUGUGUGCCCGUCCCCCCGCCCCUCCCCUCCCUCUCCGUCGUCGCUGCUCGCCCCCCCUGGAUCCUUGUCUAGUCGUCCGAAGCUCGAGUUGAGGGCAUUGGAUGCCCUCCAGCUGUCGCCCCUGCGCGCCUUGCGGGGCAUGAUGAACCACAGGUCGCAGCUUGUGUGGUAUCGCUACCUAUUCGUCUUUUUCUCCAGGUGACACUCAACGAAACGAACGAACGAACGAACGAUUGUUGAUGCGUCCCUUCGUGUGUGGGUCGAUCGCAUCGAUCGCACAGGUAUGUGUACAUCAACACGUACGAGAGGCUCCUCCCUCCCCCGCCGGCCAAGCCCCCCGCGCUGCCCACGCUCGACAUUCUAGCGCAGCACCUCAUCUCAACUGAGAUCGAUGACACUGAUGAGCUGAUGGACCCCAGCCCGUCGACCUCUUCACCAUUCAGCCAUCCGGAACGCGCCUCGUCACCCGCGACCGACUGCCAGCAGACAAGUGGAGCAGCAGCAGGCUGUCCGCCACCCCGGCGGCAUCGAAGGCGGCAGCAGAAGGGCAGCAUGGCAGCCGGGGUGUCGGAUGAAGCGGCGAGCGACUCCGUGGAGGGCGACAACGGCAGGGCGGCAUUGCGUCCGGGGGGAGAGGGGGAGGCGUGUGUUGCGGAGGAAGACACUGGAUGAGGAUAGAGACAGACAGAUGUCUUCUGUGUGUGAUAUAUGAGACAUUGGCAUUUUAUGGCUGGCUCUUUCGAUUCAGUGUGCCGCACGUGCACAGAGAGGAGGGGCUUCUGAUUGUGCGGUGGUGAACGCUUUUGUUUGUUGCAUAUAUCGGACCUGACCGACCUUUUCUUUCCCUUUUCGAUUACACACACGACAUGUGAAAC
This is a messenger RNA of Vitrella brassicaformis, 1965 nucleotides long. The record is from the annotation of a GenBank genome assembly. Lineage: Eukaryota; Vitrellaceae.